This is a messenger RNA of Neurospora crassa OR74A, 3435 nucleotides long. RefSeq lists its product as hypothetical. NCBI's taxonomy places the organism in Eukaryota, Fungi, Ascomycota, Sordariomycetes, Sordariales, Sordariaceae. The transcript has 2 exons. Bases 962 to 2908 code for a protein of 648 amino acids. The record is from RefSeq and is a predicted model, not a curated record.
UCUUCUCACAAACACCACCACUACCACCAAGCGCAGCGUAACUCGCAGACUCCAGGCAAUCUUUUGGCCGCCAUUUUUUGGGUAUCGUCUCUCUAUUUGUCUUGCGGUUCGCAGUAUUAUGUCAUCUCUUCUCCCCUGGCCUCUUUCUUCGUGUUGAUACACUUCAAGCGUUUUUAUUUGGAACGAAGGAAAUCUUGCACUAAAAGAAAGAAAACACCCCCGGCUACCAAUCCCCUUCCGCAAGACCACUCUCGACAGCCUGUCUGAAUCAGUCCCAUCAAUUUGCGUUGGACUUGCCUGGCCUUAUUUUGUUGCCGACUCUUCUCUCAAUCGUCCCCGCGGAACAGACAGGCCCAUUCAAAACAUCCGAGUCCGCUACCAAAAAUCAACGAAUACACAGAUUCGGCUUGAAGACCAACACCGGAUUUGUUCUUCCAGUUCACGACACCAACGCGAUACUGCUGCUCUCCUGGACUUGCCACCAGGAAGGACCCUUUACGCCCUUGAAGGACCGAAGGCACCCACAUCGAGCGACAUCCGUGGGAUUUCAGACAAUAUGGCUGCCGUAACCAGUCACAUCACCAGUCGCAGGAACUUUAGCCGCUCUAGAGUUCCUGCGUUGAAAGUCAAGACUACUGUGGGGGAUUCAGUCGGUUUUGAUGGAAAAGGAAAAGCACUUGCAUCCGAUGACUGGCGCAAGUAUGCGUCUGCCCCUGGAAUGUCAAACAAGGGGAACCUCCGGAAAAAGAUUGCUCAACGGUCGAGCGCUACAGAGCACUCCAUGGAAAUGCCUCGCGAACCUGGAUUCUACCGCCCGAAUGACGGCGAAACUGCUUAGGAAGUGGUUUCAUCAGCACCAGGAGACCGCUCAGUCUCAAACCAAUCAGCGGCGCACUCUGCAGGUACUUCUGAACAUUCAAUUGACUCGGCUCAGAAACCAAUAGUGGUUCAUAUUGAAGACAUGAAGCCAAUGCUCAUGAACGUCAACGGCGAAAACAUACCAUUACCUAACCGAUUCACUUUCGACAUCCGCCCCAAGUGCUUCAAAAGCGACCACUCCGAUGACUCAUCCAGCUCCCCUACUUUUGGAGAACUCAGACGCGUCCUAGAUCCCAGAAUCCUCAGCGGCAAAAUCUCCUCUGACUGGGUGACUAUCGACCGCGAGCUCCCGGACGAUAUCCAGGCCUUACUAAACACCAUUCGGGAACUCCCCACAUCAAAUGCCCCUUCUAGGAAGCCCGAAAGUUGCCCAUUUGAUGCGCCCCUGUCUAGCAAUAGGCCCCAGGAUUCCAAAGACAGUACAGGCGCGUCUGAACGUUCGGAAACAAAGCCUCAAGAUGACGAGGAGAAACGCUUUCGCAACAUGAUCAACCGUCUCCAGAAGCGCCUGCCAACUCCAUCCUUGGUAAAGCCCAGGGUACCAAGCAGCAAGCUACAACCUGCUGAUCCCGCCAUUCUGUGUGCCAAACUGAAGGAUGGUGCAGUGUUCGAAAAUACCCAACUGAACCAAGUCACCGAGCCGCGCCCUGAAAGAAAGGGCAGAUUCAGCGACUCUGGGUACGCCAGCGGUAGCAACCCAUCGUGCAUCGUACAUUACUCAACGUCGGACAACUCUAGGGAUUUCCAAGACGAGCCGGCCGCGGCCACAAGAAGAAGUUUGGAGGCCCAAAUCGCAACCAAGAAAUUGAAUCCUGCAGCAGCCGAGUUCAAAAUCUCGACUGACAGUGUACAUCUGCCCGUGCUCUCUCCCAAAAAGCUAUCUCGUGGCCCGCUUACAUCGCUUCUUUUCAACCCAACUCCUGAUGUGGCUGUGGCCGGGGCUCUCCCUUCGUUGGAUAGGCUACAAACUGCUCAGACGAGGCAGGACAUAGGCACUGCAGUUGAUAUGUUGCAGAUUCAACAGCCAAGUCCCGUCAAUUCUGGUUUGAAGGCCAAACAACGAAAAGCACCUCAGGUUCCACCCACCCAGCAAGCUUGCCUUCCUCCUGUUCAACAUCUUUAUAAUCCCGCUCUGUCCGAUGUCAAUCCCAUGGCUCUUACUCAUCCCAGCUUGAGCUUACCGCCACAGAAACCCAAUGCAGCUCUCCCAUUUCCCCCUGCUUCAUGGAUUGGAGGACCAGGGUUGGGCAACUUUGGGACAUUUCCACCACUUACCGCCCCAUCGAUGGCAGUUCCGCAGUUCAACAUGCAAUCUCCGGAUAUGGCAGCGACUUUGGGGACUGGAACUUUCCUACCUUCAAUGCGGCCGCCCAUUCCACCCUUUGCGUCGGCUCCUAUCAGCGGCUUAGGAUCGAUGUACCCCCAGGCUGCAGUGCCAGCAAUGCCGCCAGUACAACCGUCGAUUCCACUGAAAGGCGCAGGUCAACAAGCUCAGCCGGAAUCCAAGGUUGACCGCCCUUAUUUUCCCGUGACAACGAAGCCUCGGGUCCCGGAUCCGAUCAAACAACAACAGUACGAGGAGUAUUUGGAAUGGCGCAAGGCCAAUGAGCCCGGGUACCACAUCAAGUGCAAGAUCAGACAGGCGAAUCGCGUGGUGCGUCAGCAUCAAUACCAAGCCGAGGCUCCCAAGCUUGAGGAACCGGGCAUUUCGCUUGCAUGGAAAGCGAUUGCUGAAAAGGCCAAGGCUGUUGUGGGAGCGGCUGAGGCUCGUCGUGCGGCGGAGAAGAAGUCGAAGCAGAACUCGGUGGUUGAAGAGUUCAAAGCCAAGAUUAUUGAGAGGGUCAUGGGGAGCUCGGAGACGAAGGAUGACAAGGAGGACUCUGAAAAGAAGAUGGAGGACGAACAGGCUGUUGAAAAAGUGAUCGAGAAACCGACAGAGGACAAGGUAAUGGAUGAGGAGACAACUGAGAAGAUGACUGACAAGACAGCUGAGAAGACGGAAGAGGUCAAGGAAAGAGUGAAGGUAUGAUGUGCAAGGAAGCACAUAGUGGUAUUGGGAGCGAGUGGAAAUAAACAAAAUUGCUGCGGUUCUUAUUUCCUCUUGUAUGUAUACCAUGGAGAAGAAGAGACUGAGAUAUCUUCUCUCAUGCUAACAUUCUCUACUGGCGUCGGAUUUGGGGACUUGUCAUCACAGUUUAUGGUUAUCGAGACGAUGCGAAGCAUCGAUUUAUGGAUUAACCUCGCUAUAGUUAUGAUUGGCGGUUGUUAUUGAGCCAAAGGUGUCUGGGGAGAUUCUGAGACACAUGCGGGUAUGGUUAUGAUUAAGAGACCAUCAUGUUGGUGUUGGUCGUUUUGCGCAAGCUUUGCCUUUUUUUCGUCUUUGGUUUUGUUCUGCGAAUGACUGUCAGUUAUCGUCAUUGAUAUUGCCGUUACCUUUUCUUCUAGAUAAUCAUUGUGAUAGACAUAUGAAUCAAGAAGAUUGGUACGCAUCCACUUAUCACGGAACUGAUCAGAUGUCGGAAUAUCGAGUGCGUUGAUGACUCUGGUGGAAAAGGG